AUGAGACGGACAAAGGAGCUAUCAGUGAUUCUACUUUCACUGCCAUUAGGCUUGCUACCCCAUUUGAUAUCGAGCUUUGACUUGCACCUUAUCAAUCCACUCUAUCGUUCCCGAUCGUUCGUUCCGCAAUCAUUACAUAGCACAAGAUCCUCCGACAAUGAUCAGAAGCAGCGCCAGGAUAUCUCAUCAAAGUCUGGGAAAGACAGUACCGAAAAUGUCAGGCUUGUCAAGAACAAUAAAGCAAGUCCAGGCGUGGUGAAUGCCCGCUAUGUCGCUGUCAUGGCGCUACUCGCAGCCAGCAGUUCCGAAGCCUUUUCGUUGAGACGAUUGGAACAAGAUCAAAAUUAUCUUCAACUGGAAAUUAGAGAUCGACGUUUUGCAAGAAUGUUGGUGGCCACUGUCGAACGACGCAAGGGACAGAUUGACAAGAUACUCAAGCACUGCAUCACUAGCAACACCAGUAAACGAACAACGCCCAAACAGCAAAACGCAAUGGACGCAGAAUCCAUGGUAUAUGCUGCACUGCAAAUUGGAGUGGUGCAGCUAAUCUUCCUCCAAACACCGCCCCAUGCAGCUGUCAAAGAGACUGUGGAUGUGCUUCGAAUGAAUCGCAGAAUCAAAGUAUCAAAAUCCAAGAUCAGCCUUGUCAAUGCUGUACUGAGACGCGUCCAUAGAGAAGCUCAAGAAUUGGACAGCAUCACUUCUCCAAUCGACAAUAUUGCUCCCUGGUUGAGGCAGGAAUGGUUGGAGUCAUGGGGACCCGAAAAACUAAAUGCAAUCACUGAAGCGGCCAUGACGGAAUCCCCAGUCUACAUUUCGGUAAACAACAAUAACCAAGAAACACAAGAUGACAUGUUGCAGUCGACCCUGGAGGCUUUUCUACAAACAGCAGCCAGAAACAAUAGGCCCGUAUCGCACUGGCCACUCUAUCAGGAAGGACAUUGGUGGGUACAGGAUGCUGCUGCCACUCUACCCGCCCUGGCACUCUACAAUUCACUUCUUGACAAGAAACACAAACAAGAAAUCAAUUCAGACAGUAUUGCUCCCAAUGACAUGACUGUUGUGGAUCUCUGCGCGGCACCGGGUGGCAAAACCGCUCAAUUGCUCUCACUUGGAUUUCCGUCUGUCACGGCUGUGGAAAUCAGUUCACGAAGAGCUAGGCAGUUACAGACAAACCUGGAGCGUCUGGGAUUGAAGUGCCAAGUAGAUGUCGCGGAUGGCACUACAUGGAUGCCACCACAAUCAUCGAAGAAGAUUGCAGGGGUACUGUUGGAUGCGCCCUGCUCUGCAACUGGGACUGCCAGUCGCCGCCCCGAUGUAUUGCGAAAAUCCAAACGAGACGUGAAACAGCUCUUGGAGACGCAAUACCGUCUGGCGACGCACUGUAUAGACAAUCUACUGGAACCAGGAGGGAUCCUCGUCUAUGCCACAUGUUCACUGCUGAAACAAGAAAGUGAAGAUCAAGUACAAAAACUUUUGGAUAAUGAGGAGGCAUCCUGCCGUGUCAAGACGAUCCCGUUCCAACAGGGAGAAAUACCCGGAUUUGAUCAAGCCAUUGAUGAACACGGCCAUUUGCGGGUUAUUCCUGGAACGUUACCAGGAAAACUAAGCACUUGCGAUGGCUUCUUUGUAGCUCGUUUGCAAAAGCAAUAA
Molecule: messenger RNA, 1653 nt
Organism: Seminavis robusta
Lineage: Eukaryota; Bacillariophyta; Bacillariophyceae; Naviculales; Naviculaceae
Source: the annotation of a GenBank genome assembly